Kalmanozyma brasiliensis GHG001 is the source of this 1209-nucleotide messenger RNA. RefSeq names its product Ran GTPase-activating protein. Gene Ontology annotation, molecular function: small GTPase binding; GTPase activator activity. Gene Ontology annotation, biological process: nucleocytoplasmic transport; activation of GTPase activity. The record is from RefSeq and is a predicted model, not a curated record. The transcript has 2 exons. Lineage: Eukaryota; Fungi; Basidiomycota; Ustilaginomycetes; Ustilaginales. Gene Ontology annotation, cellular component: perinuclear region of cytoplasm; nucleus; cytosol. Bases 1 to 1209 code for a protein of 402 amino acids.
AUGACGGACAACGCUAAGGUCUUCUCCUUGGUCGGCAAGGGUCUCAAGCUCGAUAGCAAAGCCGACAUCCAACCUCACCUCGAUGAGCUCGAAAAGGUUGCCGACCUUGAAGAGGUCCACCUUGGAGGCAACACACUCGGCGUCGAAGCAUGUCAAGCGCUCGCCGAUGUCCUCAAGAGCAAGAAGUCACUCAAGGUUGCUGACUUCGCCGACAUCUUCACAGGGAGGCUCAUCACCGAAAUUCCAGAUGCGCUCAGGGCCCUUUGCGAUGCUCUCAUAGAUCAUACCAGCCUCGUGGAGCUCAAUCUCUCGGACAAUGCCUUCGGUGGGCGAUCGGCCGAGCCCAUGGUCAACUUUCUCAAGAACAACCACAGCUUCUCGGUGCUCAAGCUUAACAACAACGGACUGGGCAUCACGGGCGGUACCAUUGUAGCGGAAGCUCUUUUCGAGGCUGCGCAGAACUUGAAGACAAAGGGACUGGAAUCAAAGCUCCGCACAGUCAUCUGCGGACGCAACCGACUCGAAAACGGCUCGGCGCCAGUCUGGGCCAAGGCAUAUGCAGCACACGGUGGAUUGGUAGAAGUCCGCAUGUUCCAGAACGGCAUUCGCAUGGAAGGCAUCGAAGCCAUCAGCAAAGGUCUCGCAUCAUGUCCCAACCUCGAGGUUCUCGACCUUCAAGACAAUACUGCAACACUACGAGGCUCCCGCGCUAUCGCCGCCUGCCUUCCCAAGUGGCCCAAGCUCAAGACUUUGAACCUUUCCGACUGCCUGCUCAAGCCCAAGGGUGGUGCGCUCGUCUUCGGCGCCCUUGCCAACGGCAGCAACCCCGCGCUCGAGACGAUCCAGGUCCAGUACUGUGACCUCGACCGAAAGGUGCUCGACCAGCUCGGAAGUGCGAUCGAGGUGCACCUGACCAAGCUCACCAAGCUCGACAUCAACGGCAACUGGGCAGACGAGGAGGAUGACUGCAUCGAGAAGAUCAAGAGCGCACUAGCGAAGCAUGGACACGAGGAUGCCCUGGAGGAGCUGGACGAGAUGGAUCCUGACGGCGAAGUCAGUGAGGACGAGGAUGAGGAGGAUGAGGAAGAGGACGCCGAUGAGGAAGAGGAGAGCGGGCCAAAAGCAACCGAGGCAAAGCACGACGAGACCGAUGACCUUGCCGACGCACUCUCAAAGACAUCAGUAUCGGACAGCAAGCUGAACUCGUAG